This is a messenger RNA of Merops nubicus (carmine bee-eater), 600 nucleotides long. It is a transcript of the gene NSL1, whose product is annotated as NSL1, MIS12 kinetochore complex component. The annotation marks the transcript as partial. The record is from RefSeq and is a predicted model, not a curated record. Lineage: Eukaryota; Metazoa; Chordata; Aves; Coraciiformes; Meropidae. Gene Ontology annotation, biological process: mitotic sister chromatid segregation. The transcript has 5 exons. Gene Ontology annotation, cellular component: kinetochore; MIS12/MIND type complex.
GUGCGGGAGAACGUCACCAUUAACGGGCAGCCCUGGGAGGAGGCUUCGGACGAUUCCGAGCCGCGGAAUGGUAUCAUCAAGAUUCUUGAGGAUCAGUUUGAUGAACUGAUCGUAGAGACGACAACGAAGCGUAAGCAGUGGCCUAGGAAGAUCCUGAGGCACGCUGUCGAAACCAUGAAAGCAGAGCAGGAGAUGUUGAAGCUCUACCAGCCCUUGGUAACACCAGAAGAGAUAAGAUUGCAGCCUUCUCAAGAGGCUUACAUCACAGACCUGAGGCAGCUGACAGAAACUGUGUCCAAACAGAUCAGCGAAGCAAUGAAGUCUCUCCCAGCGCUAAUAGAAAGAGCAGAAGGUUUUUCCCAAGCAUUGACUUGGCAACCAACUUUGGAACUCUGCAAGCUGAGGCAAGAAGUCUUUGCCAUUUGCAAGGCAAAGGAGGAAAAUAAUGUCCAAAGUGUCACAUUGCCAGGAGAAGUCACACCAACGGAUGCUGCUGCCCAUAGAAGCCCUUACGUUUUGCUGAGAAGGAAGAAGCCUGUAGCCUCCCCGGAGAGGAGGCGCUACCCGCUGCGCCGCAGGAGGAUUGCGCUCAGCACGUGA